Molecule: messenger RNA, 546 nt
Organism: Neltuma alba
Lineage: Eukaryota; Viridiplantae; Streptophyta; Magnoliopsida; Fabales; Fabaceae
Exons: 1
Coding region: 97-363 (88 amino acids)
Source: RefSeq, a predicted model, not a curated record
ACCCAAAUCCUGCUAUCAAGUGUUCCGUUACUCACUGAGUUCCUUUUUCUGCCAUACCAAAAGCAAAGCAAACAGUGUUUUAAGAAGAAUCAUAAGAUGAGUUCAGCAAGCAGAGCUUGGAUUGUGGCAACAAGUGUUGGAGUUGUGGAGGCCUUGAAGGACCAAGGGAUUUGCAGAUGGAACUCUGCUUUAAGAUCAGCUCAGCAACAUCUCAAGAACCAAGCUAGGUCCGUCUCUCAGGCUAAAAAGCUUUCUUCCUCUUCUUCUGGUAUGAUUUCCAGCAGACUAAAAGAUGCGAAGGCAAAGCAAUCAGAAGAGUCCCUUAGGACAGUGAUGUACUUAAGCUGUUGGGGUCCCAAUUAAAGCAGCAGGGAAGCUAGAAAAGAAAAAUUUUUUGUAAUCCAUUCUUAGUCCCCUGCUUCCCCAGAAGCAAAAAUGGAUGAUUGAGUUUCUGGUGCCGUAUUAGUGUAGUGGAUUCUCCAUGGUGGCAGAAUGAUAUAAAUUUUGACAAAUACUAAUAGAACUGUCAGAUUUUAUUUCACGGAA